UGUGUUCAAUGUGAAUAAAGUUUUGAAAUAUUUUAAACGUGACAAACUGCUCAUGUAUUCAUACAGUCAUGUAUUCAUACACAGUGUUACCACGUGGCGAUCAUGUCGGGAAAAUCAGCGCGCGUACGGAGUAAGUUAACUUAAGGUAACAGCACCGAAACAACAAGUGCAACGGAAUGGGUUUGCGGUGUUUUGUUGUGCGAAAGCGGUGCUUUUGAUCUGAGACAAUUACAUUUAAUCAGGAUUUCAUCGAAACAACGGUUUGGAAUGAUGAGGACACAGGAGUAGAUGAUCGGUGGGUAUCCUACAGAAUUUCAGCCGAGCAGUACAUAAUUCAAGAUGUCAGAGUUGAGCGCAAAACACAAAGCGUUGAAUGUCCUGAGAGUGCUGUCAGCAGGGAGGGGACAUCGUCUAGCCCAAACAUCACCAAGCCCUGACCUAACCGGUUCCCAAGAGGUUUUGGCAGUGAAGUACCGAGAGUUAGCGACAAUACUUGCUACACAACAUGUUGAGCAUCAAACAGUAUCUCGUCUCCCUCUCUUGACCUGGUGUCCAGAAGUGCUGGAUGCAUUCCACCAAGGAGACAGCGUAUCCAUGACAGCCAAGUCAGGCCGAUAAGGAGGAGAUACAGAAAACCCACAGUUCCUAAGGAUGGCCAAACCCCUAAAGUUGUUGAGCUUAACAGCUCAAAUACAGAGAGAAAAGAUGCUUCUGAAUUACAUUUAAACUCAGAGCAUCUGUCUACAUCAUCAUCAAAUAAGAAAAAAAAUGUUUCAUUCUGUGAUGUUAAGUUAGUGAGAGGCAUUGAUGAUGGUUCAUCAUCCAGCACAGACAUGUCAGAUACUGAGUUGAUACGGAGAAUCCUGCAAAGCCCACGUAAAGUAUUAGUGAAUAAACAUCCAAUCCAUUCUAUGAGAGCAACCUCACAUGCAGCGUCUCCAAAUAAGCAAACCAGAAAACAUAAAAAAAAACUUUGCAAGGUGAAAAACACUCCAAAAGAAACUUCUAACCAGAGCAAAAGAAGUAGCAGUCUAGGGUCACCCACCAUGACAAUGACUCCAAGAGAAAAAAAAGAGUUUCAUCCAACCGAUAACAAACUGAGCAGCUCUAACAAUCCAGACGUACUGUGUUGGCUGAAGGAGAAGAACAAACUGAUCAGGAAGCAGAAACGCAUGGAGAGAAAGAAAGAACGACAGGAGAAAGCAGCAGAGCAGAAAGUGAUGGAGGAGAAACAAAAGAGACUUGCUGAGUCUGAGGAUAAAUUCAACCAGUGGAUGAAGCACAAGAAAGAUGAAUCCCAGAGGAGACAACAGAUUGAGAAAAAGGUCUGGAAAAAUGCUGCAAAGAGGGGAACAUCAGAAUGGACAGAGGUCAGUGAAGGAAAGACAGACCAUUCCCCUGCAAAGCACAGAGGAACAAGAUUUGAAAGACAAAUCAAGAAACGGACAACAAACUCAAGAAAGGAAAUCAAAAUACACAAAUCUGUCUCCAGUCCUAAGGAAAGUGUCGCUGAUAAUCAGAGACACUCUGAUGAAGAAGCAAGGCACCGAGUUGUACAAAAUUUGGAAGCAGAGAGGCUCCAAGCAGAAGAGAAGAGGCAGAAGAAAGAGGCAGAGAAACGAAGGAGGCGGCUUUUCAGAGAAGCCCAACAUGGAAGCACUAAUAAUUCAGAUUCAAAGUCUGGCACUGAUGAAAAAUCAAAUGACAAGACAUCAUCAGCUGCGAAGCCCACACCUGACACGAAUAAUCAACCAUCUGCCUGUACUACUGCUAGCAUUCGCAAGACUAUGCCCUCUUCGAAUCCAUUCAAAGGCUUAACGUAUGACGAGUGGCUCAAACAGAAACAAGCUGAUCAACGUCGGCAAGCCAAAGAAGCUAAGACACAAGAAGGUGGCGAUCCUGAACUUGAUGACUUCAUUCCUCAGCUUGCCCGGCGACGCAUUGAACAAAUCAAAGCCCGGGCUACCCGUGUUGAUUCUGGUCUUCGAAGAUCACAGAAUUCUUCAGAUGCUGACAAAACAGACAAGUCGAGGACACCGAAUGGGGUGCGACCUUACACAUGGACAACAACUUCCUCUACCCCCAGUGAUAAACACCACAAAAUCUCAAGACCAAGUCCUCCAAAGAACAGGAAAUCUACAAGAACAACUAAGUCAUCUACAGCCAUGCCAGAUGUCAUCAGCUUUGAACGACCGGAACCACAAGGCUGUGAGAGAACAGAAGAGAUUACAUGCCAAAGUCCCAAACCUGAACAAUCAAAAGAUGCAAACCUGAACAAAGAGCCAAUUCUUAACAAAUUCAAGGACCUUGCAGUCAAUGAGAACAAUCAAAGUAGAAAUGAACAACUGAUGAGUAAUAUGCAGGCUUCAAAAGAAGACACAAUUUUUAUGACUGAGCCCCAAACAUUCAAGGAAGUGACUUAACAGAAAACUUUUAAAUCUGCUUGUACAGAUCUCAGAAUUAUUUUAACCAUUUACUAAAAUUAUCAAUGUUUGUAGCUGUGAUCACACAUCAGUUAAAGGCAGAAUUUUCCUCAAAAAGACUUAUUAAAGUGAUGUAAAGCUGGACAAAGACUGUCCACUUUUGUAAAAAAAGGCUUUUUUCAUGUCUGUGAAAUCUAAACUCUAAAAGUACCAAAGAAGCAUGAAGUGCAAAUGAAUGUAGACUUCUGUGAAUUGUAAGAAGUAUAGUGAAAAAAUCACUUAAUUUUAUGGAAGUGAGCUACAUGUACAUAAAAUAUUGCAAAAUGCUGAUCUUUCAGAUGUGAGCUUUUUUUUUAGCAGAAACAUAUUCCAUUUCCUUGGUAAAAAGCUACCCCUGCAGCACAAGUUUUGGUAAAUGUGUGUUAAGCGCAAUCUUGAACCUUGCAUAAAUUUAUUGUACUGGAUUCUGAGUUGGUUUUCCUUUGAAUAACAUUUAUUCAUAGGAUAAUCGACUCAGAAGGGAAUACAAUAAAUAUACACAAGUUUAAGCUUAACAUACUCAGGUA
Molecule: messenger RNA, 2989 nt
Organism: Acanthaster planci (crown-of-thorns starfish)
Lineage: Eukaryota; Metazoa; Echinodermata; Asteroidea; Valvatida; Acanthasteridae
Source: RefSeq, a predicted model, not a curated record